CACUCACACUGCUGCAAAAGAAAAAAGCAACUCGACACGUUCAGCGAGGACAUGUCUUUUCGUAACAGAGGUGUUGUAACAGAGCCGAGCUGAACCGGACCGAGCUGACACACGAGUGCACUGACUGUAGAGACUGAAGGAGGAUAAAUGAAGUGAGCCUGAACCAGAAGAGACGAUUCAUUCUCUCCCCCCGUGUGAUUUCUUUCAUUCAUUUAUUUAUUUAUUUACUUCUUUUUUUUUUUCUUUUCUUUCUUUGGCUUGCAUCUGUGUGCACGAGAGCUGGACUUACAGCAAUCUGACAACAACAACAACAAACAAACAAACAACAACAAGAGGAGUAAGAAAUGGAGAGAUUUAACGGCUUCUCUUAUGACCGGAACAUCUUGUGCCUGUUCGAUGUGGACGGAACUCUGACACCACCGAGAGAGAAAAUCGACCCACAGUUGGACAAGUUUCUUCAGACUCUGAGAAGGAAAGUGAAGAUCGGCAUUGUGGGCGGGUCGGACUACUCCAAGAUUGCGGAGCAGCUCGGGGAGGGAGAUGAUGUGAUACACAAGUUUGACUAUGUGUUUGCUGAGAAUGGCACUGUGCAAUACAAAGAUGGGAAACUCCUCUCAAAGCAUGCUAUACAGAACCAGAUUGGGGAGGAGCUUCUGCAGGACCUGAUCAACUUCUGCCUCAGCUACAUGGGGCUCAUCAAGCUGCCAAAGAAAAGGGGAACAUUCAUCGAGUUCAGGAAUGGAAUGCUUAAUAUUUCUCCCAUCGGUCGCAGCUGCUCGCCGGAGGAGCGAAUAGAAUUCUCUGAAAUUGACAAGAAAGAGAAGAUCAGGGAGAAAUUUGUUGCUGCACUGAAAGAGGAGUUUGCUGGAAAGGGACUUCGCUUCACAAAAGGUGGUGUCAUCAGCUUUGACAUUUUUCCAGAAGGCUGGGACAAGCGACUGUGCUUAGAGCCGUUGGAGAGUGAAGGUCUGGACGCCAUCUACUUCUUUGGCAACGAGACCACGGAUGGAGGAAACGACUAUGAAAUUUUCAACGACCCCCGGACCAUCGGCUUCACGGUUUACUGUCCAGAGGACACGGCGCGGCUCUGUCAGGGACUGUUCUUUGAUUCUGCACCAAACAUCUCCUGAUGCGCCGACAUGACUCCACCCCUGACUCUAGUCACUUUACCCACAAGCCCCUCUAUACUCCAUUUCUCUUCUGGCGUGACAGCCAGGUUCUUAUCAAUUGCCAGUACUGAUUUAUUCCUACAUUAUCAUUAUUAUUAUUAGUAUUAUUUGGGUGGUUUGACAGAAUUUGCCAUUGCAGUUUUUUGUUUAUUUGUUUUUAAAAGGAACAUCAACUGAGUAAGUGUUACAUGUUGUGUUAAUAAUGUGUGGUUUUAAUACUGUGCCUGAAGAAAAAUCAAGAAGUGAGAAACUCCAGAUUAUUUAGAAGUAUAGAAUGAUGUUUUGCACUAAUGUUGGUAUAAUCUCAUAGCGGUAGUUGAUGAAUAAUACUGAAACAUGUGAUAGGAAUGUGUGCGAGGGACUGAUAUUGAAUUUUGAAAAAGGAAAUGUGAAUGAAGUGAGGACACAGUUGAAUCAUUCCAGUCGUUUGAUUGAUUUUGAUUGUUUUUGUGCUCAUUCCUGCUGGAAGUGUUGCUUUUAACCUCGCAGAGCUGCUGGAAAUGAAAGAAACUUGAUGGUGAUGUUUUGCUUCUGUUUUUUUUGUUGUUGUUUUUUUCAAUUCACUGAUGAAGUGAAGAUUUGUCGUAUUUAUUCUGAACAUCACUGACUCAGUGAAUU
Messenger RNA from Solea senegalensis (Senegalese sole), 1787 nucleotides. It is a transcript of the gene pmm1, whose product is annotated as phosphomannomutase 1. NCBI's taxonomy places the organism in Eukaryota, Metazoa, Chordata, Actinopteri, Pleuronectiformes, Soleidae. The record is from RefSeq and is a predicted model, not a curated record. Gene Ontology annotation, biological process: GDP-mannose biosynthetic process; mannose metabolic process; protein N-linked glycosylation. The transcript has 8 exons. Bases 345 to 1130 code for a protein of 261 amino acids. Gene Ontology annotation, molecular function: phosphomannomutase activity. Gene Ontology annotation, cellular component: cytosol.